Messenger RNA from Geodia barretti, 2315 nucleotides. The record is from the annotation of a GenBank genome assembly. Lineage: Eukaryota; Metazoa; Porifera; Demospongiae; Tetractinellida; Geodiidae.
CGUUGCGCACCCCGUUUGCGCAUGCGCCAUUGCCUACGUACGUCUCCCUAGGCCCUGCCCUCUAGGUAGUAGUAGCAAUAAUGCAGCCGACUAGUGUCUGGAUAGUUGUUCUACUGGAGCUUUGUUACUGGAGGACACUGGGAGUGCAAGGUCUGAUCAUCUCCCUCAAUGGGCAGUCCAUUGCAAAUAACAACAAGUCGCGGAUCAGUGUCAAUGACUUUGACGUCGUAGAUGGAGAUGAUGAUUUCAGCAGUGCUCUCAGGUGCCAGUCUCAACUGACAACAGCUGAUGUCAAAGACACUACCAAUGGGUGUCUUGUUGGUGAUGGAGAUAGUCCAAUCACCUGUUUUUAUCUACUAUCACCACAUCGAAUAAGUAACAGUGGUGAACCUGAACGAGGAUGGAUAGCAAGCAGACGAACUGAAAAUGGGCGUAGAGUUCUCUAUCUGACUAGAAGGACCCGAAAUGCAGAAGAAGGAUAUUACAACUGUGACAUGUCAGGGGACACCAAUCCCCUAUCAGGACUGUACAUCCUCUACCCCAUCACUGCAGUAACUGCAGCUAUUGAGGUGGAGGAAGGAACAUCAACAUUCAGAGUGAGGUGUACCUCCACUGGUGGCAGAGCUCUGAACAUGGCUGUCACUGGACCUAAUGGAUACAGCUCUGAUCUUACCAGCAACAUACAGGCAGAUAGUAGUAGGGAGUUCAUUGGUAAUGACAGUUACACUGCCACAACUGAAAUCAUACUCAAUGGCAGAGAUGGAGAUGUGUACCAAUGUAAUGUAACUAGUGUUGAAUCAAAAACCAAACAUGUAACUGUGGAAGCUGCAGCAGCUCCAACCCUAAAAUCACUGCAGCAAACUGAUCCUACCACCGUCAGAGUGAUGUGGACCACUUCACCAGAGGCCUCAGUGACCGGAUAUAGAGUUCUCUACUCACUUCCUGGUGAAAGUCAGACUCUGACUGAUGUCAUAAACUCCACAAGUAGAGACAUCACUGGUCUCACUAAUGGAAAGACCUACACUUUCUCAGUAGAGGUUAUCAUCAGCAACAAGUUACCUGGAAUAUCUGAGGAGAUGACUAUUACAAUGGGUGAGUGGUUGCAACUAGUUCACUAUAACCAUUUUUCUCCCCUUCUCUCUAUCUCUCCACUCUAGGUCCUAGUACUCCUGAAGGUGUGGUAGCUGCUGCAGAAUCAGCCUCCGUCAGAGUGUCCUGGCAGGCAGUGGAUGACGCUGACAGCUACAUUGUCACAUUCUCCCAAACUGACCGGCAGGAAUUAUGUCCUACCGACUCUCACACCCCCAGUCUGACACUCAAUGCUCCCUACACUACUGUCGGUGUUGCUGUAGGAAGAGAUGUAGAGUUGACAGCGACUGACAUGUUGAGAGCCUACACUGCAUAUGAGGUGACUGUGGAGGCAGUCAGUAACAUUACAGGUGCCAGUCCAUCCAGUGUAAGCAAGAGUGUUGUGACUCCACAGACAGGUGCAGGAGAGGCUCCAGGGGAUGUGAGAGCAGAGGCUGAGAGCUCCACUCUCAUCUCUGUCCAGUGGAGUGGCCUCUCUAACUGUAGACUGGUCAAUGGUCGGAUUAUUGAGUACAGGGUUUGGUUGGUAACUUGUUGCACAGCUGAGACCAGAGUCCAAGAGCUGGGAGAUGGAGAAGACUGGUCUAGUGGAGGGGAGAUCUUACUGAGUGGACUGACUCCCUUUACCAACCACUCUAUAUCAGUGGCCGCCGUUAACGAGAAUGGAGACAUUGGACUCUACUCUGACCCUGUGACAAUAUUAUCACACCAGUUUAGUUGCAGUACUGAAACUGACAGCAAGCACUCAUCCGCCUCAACUGGUGUAAUUGUUGGAGUGGUGAUGGGCCUUAUCGGCCUAGCACUGGGCAUCUCUGGACUAAUUGGUGGAUCUGUUAUUGCCAGAAGACACAGACCAGAAACCAAGGGAUCAGAGAUAAACAUAAUCACAGAGCAGAACCCAGUAUAUGAUGGGAGUUAUUCCCACAAGAGUGACAAGACACCAAAAGAGACUAAGGAAUACUAUGAGGUUCCUCAGCCACAGACUGAGGAGGGUGAUUAUGACUAUAUAUGAGAGUAUCUACUGACAUUAUGCAGCCACAUGCACAGUUGCUUCUUUCCUUAUGCACAUUAAUUUUGCUGUAGUUGCAAGGUAGUUUUCGACCUUGUGUUUGAUAUUAUAAGUGGACAAUAUUUGUAAACACAAACACUGCUUAGUGCUUACCUUGCAUUGGAGAGACUGAGACUACUUUUGUGCAGAGGGUUUGCACUCCCUUUGGACGCCAUGG